CACAACACAACACAACACGACACAGCUGCCAACAUGGAAGGAAGUGGGAAAGCAGUUUCUACAAAUGAACUUUUAAAAGACGAGUGCUAUGCUGAUUUUUGUAAAGAAGACUUUGAUGUCAAGACACACACAGCGCAAGCUAUUCAGCAUGCAGUUAUAGCAGAGCAACUAGCAAAACUUGCUCAAGGAAUCAGUCAGUUGGACAAAGAACUGCAUUUACAGGUGGUUGCCAGACAUGAAGACCUGCUGGCACAAGCUACUGGGAUUGAGUCUUUGGAAGGUGUAUUACAAAUGAUGCAGACAAGAAUUUCUGCUUUACAAGGAGCUGUUGACAGGAUAAGGACCAAAAUCGUGGAUCCCUAUAAUAAGAUUGUUUCCCGUACUGCUCAAUUAGCCAGACUACAGGUGGCAUGUGAUUUGCUGCGAAGGAUAAUCCGCAUCUUGUAUCUCAGUAAGAGACUCCAGGGCCAGCUGCAGGGAGGCAGCAGAGAGAUCACCAAAGCUGCCCAGAGUCUCAAUGAACUGGAUUACCUGUCGCAGGGAGUGGAUUUGUCUGGAAUAGAAGUGAUUGAAAAUGACUUGCUUUUCAUUGCGCGGGCCCGACUGGAGGUAGAAAAUCAAGCCAAACGCUUGUUAGAGCAAGGGAUGGAGACGCAGAACCCUACCCAAGUGGGAACAGCACUACAGGUUUUCUACAACCUAGGAAGUUUGAAAGAAACCAUUAACAGUGUGGUUGAUGGGUACCGUGCUUCAUUAGAAGACAACGUGAACAGUGCUUUGGAUAUCAAAGUCUUAACACAACCCACACAGGCAAAUGCAAGAGGGGGUCCUGGGAGAGCAGUAAUGCCCACACCAGGAAACACUGCUGCAUUCCGGGCAGCCCUCUGGACAAACCUGGAGAAGCUCAUGGACCAGAUCUGUGCUGCAUGUGCACAAGUGCAGCAUCUGCAAAAAGUACUCAUGAAGAAAAGAGACCCUGUCAGCCAUGUGUGCUUUAUUGAUGAAAUUGCCAAGGAUGGCCAAGCAGACAUCUUGUGUACAUUUUGGAAUGCUGUCACACAGAUCCUUUCUAUUGAGUUCCAAAAGGCUACAAACUCCUCCUCAUUUCUGAAGCAGGCGUUGGAGGGUGAAUACCCGAAGCUGCUAAGAUUGUACAAUGAUCUGUGGAAGCGUCUUCAGCAGUACAGCCAGAGCAUUCAGGGCACUCUGACUGGCAAUGGGAACUCAGAUCUGCCUCCUGAAUUGCUUCCAGGAGAUGUGGAUUUGCAGGAUAUUUUCAUGCAGAAGAAACAAGAUUAUGAUCCAGAGAAAGCUCUGAAGGACUCCCUCCAGCCAUAUGAAGCAGCUUACCUGUCCAAGUCACUCUCCCGCCUGUUUGACCCCAUCAACCUAGUCUUCCCUCCUGGGGGACGCAAUCCUCCUUCCAGCGAUGAACUUGAGAGCAUCGUUAAAACAAUAUCAAGUGAACUGAAUGUGGCUGCUGUGGAUCCAAAUUUGAGUUUAGCUGUGGCGAAAAAUUCAGCGAAAACCAUCCAGCUGUUCUGUGUCAAAUCAGAACAACUUCUGUCCACUCAGGGGGAUGCCAGCCAGGUUAUUGGGCCACUUACUGAUGGGCAGAGAAGAAAUGUGUCUGUUGUCAACUCUCUGCAGCAACUGUUCCAGUCUGUGGGGAAGGUGAUUUUAGGUCUUAGUUCCUUCCCGCCAGCUGCUGAACAAGCGAUCACUGCUUCGUCAGAGAUGAUCCAGGCUCUCAUGGGCAGUGCCGUGCAGCCCCUGCUCAGUUCAGUCCGUGAUUCAGUGGAGGCGAUUCUCAUCACCAUGCACCAGGAGGACUUCUCGGGACCGCUGCCUAAUUUGGGUAAACCUGAUGUUCCCUGUUCGCUCUAUAUGAAGGAACUGCAAGGCUUUAUAGCUCGAGUCAUGAGCGACUAUUUCCGACACUUUGAGUGUGUGGACUUCAUCUAUGACAACACUGAAGCCAUUGCACACAGAUCCAUAGAGCUCUUCAUCAGAAAUGCAUGUCUGCUCAGGCCUCUGGGAGAAGGGGGCAAAAUGAGACUGGCUGCUGAUUUUGCUCAGAUGGAGCUUGCAGUGGCCCCUCUAUGCAGAAGAGUGUCAGAUCUGGGCAAGUCCUACCGUUUACUCCGAUCAUUCAGGCCAUUACUUUUCCAGACGAGCGAGCACAUUGCCAGGAGCCAGGCUGUGGGGGAUCUUAUCCCUUACAGUGCCGUCCUACACUUCUUAUUUACUCGGGCACCCUCCGAGCUGAAAUCCCCACACCAGAGAGCAGAAUGGUCCAUUGCUCGCUAUUCCCAGUGGCUUGACGACCACCCUUCAGAGAAGGAUCGGCUGAUUCUGUUAAGGGGAGCCCUGGAGGCCUAUGUUCAGUCUGUGCGAGCCAGAGAAGGGAAGGAGUUUGCUCCCGUUUAUCCAAUUAUGUUACAGCUUCUCCAGAAAGCUAUGUCUCUGGUUCAAUAAGAGAACCCCUACAAAUUGAAUAUCCUGUAAAUAUGCCUUGGUUAACUUUGUGUUUGAUAUACUGAAGGGGGCGGGCGGUCGGUCUUUCCUGAUAGAUUGCAUUUCAUAUAUUUAUACUGAGUGUACCAAAAUGGCUGUAGAAUUUAUUCAUUAUGUUGCCCUGAUAUUGCAACACUGUAGGGAUGUAUUAGACAUGUAUUUUUAAUUGAAGUGCAAUCUCUAGUUAUAGAAUGACCUGGCUUUCAAACAUUUGAUUUAGCUAUCUCACUGUGUAUCUAUGAGUCAGUGUUUUAUGUUAAAAAGAUUUAAGAAACUGAAUUCCAAAUUUUAAAAAAAUUCUAAUUUGUAAGGGUUUUGGCAAUAAAGAAAAAUAAUAAUAAAAUGACCUCCCCUAUAAAUAACAUAUUGGAUAAAAAUGCUCUUUUAUUCCUGUUGACUUUUCUCAGAUUUUUCUAAGUUUUCUCUGAUUUUCAUUUAAAUACAAUCAACAGAUAAUCACAUACAGCAUACUUGUUAGUCCUUAGUUCUGUACUAAGUUGAGUACUCGCAGCACAGUACCCUGUAACUACAGAUCACCUCUAACGCUGUACUGUCUUAUUAUCUUCUACCAACUGCAAAGAAAAAUCGGAAGCAACAAAGAUCAGCUGAUCGCCAACUUUAGUACAGACCACAGGGGUAAACUGAGCUCUUCUUUGUGUAUGGGGAGUGCAAGAGACAGGAACUGAAGAGAUCUGCAUUCUUGUACUGUAUUUUUCAACUAUAGUUUUAAAGCUCUAUGAUUUAAGUGUUUCUUUACAUUUCUUCACUCAAUUAUAUUAAUACAUUAAAAGUUGAUGUUCUGAGGUUUAAAAUAAAACCUACUUAAUAGGCUAUUAAGUUACCGUUUCAGCAUGCAAGCAGGUUGUUAUAUAUCCAGGUGUCAAUUUAAUUUGCCUAAAACACUAUUUGAAGAUAUUCAGUACCAGUAUCAGAGAAUAAAUUAGAAGUUAUGAGAAAUAAGAGAAGUGAGUCUACCAGACUUAUCGUCCUAACAUUUAUCUAAUUUUAGAUAGUAAUAAUUACACAAAUGUACACUAUUACUCAUGUAACAUUUUCAUCAGCAGAUGGAAUUUGAACAGAAGUUUAAUGUCCAUGUACUUUUGAUUGACAAGUUCAGAAUUAAUUUUAAACUCCAUGGUUUAUUAAAUUAAGUUCUUAAUACAUUGAAAAUUUAUAUAAGAUUCUAUUUGUAACAGCACUUGGUCUAAAAACUCACUGGUCUAACUCAUUACCUAUUUUUUUUACAGUCCUUUAGGGGCAGACAACCGAUGUGUUUGUUGCAACUGAAACACCUAAAACUUACCUGCAGACUAUCUGGAGUUGGCCAGUUUGUUGCAGUUGGCACUAUCUUCCAGGCUGUCAAUAGUACUGCCCUCUCUACUAACCACAGGAUCAUUCAGUUAUUGCGCUACUUUUUUGCAGUUCACCAAAGGUCCUGGUGGACAGCUGUUUAUCUUGUCACUGAUUUUGUGCAUUUUCCUUCUGCUGAAUAAAGUUUGUUUGAAGGGAAACUAAUCUAAUUUGUUUAAGGGCCACAUAUUACAUAUUGCCACGUGUGUUGAGUUUUAGAUCCCCCCAAACAAACUCAUUCACAAAAGAGCAGUGAUAUUAUAAUAUUACAUUAAAUGUUUAUUUUAAAAUGUGUAAUUUUUUAACCAAAUACUUGUACCUAAAAUGAGUUUGUCAAUUCAAACUAUACUUAAUGCAUAAAUAUUUUGUCACUUCACACAGUAAUGUAACUUGUUUGACAAGCUGUUACAAGGUAGGGAAAAAACACCCAUAUGAAAAAACAGUCAACACGUGUUUAAACUUUUAUUCAUAAUAUAAUAUUUUGUGCAAAAGUUUGGUGGGGCAACAAAUCUGUACAACAUUAUUGACAAAAUAAGUCAAAGGUAAUGCAAAACUGAAUACAAGCUGUAUAUUGUAGCUAUGACUGUGUUAUUGGUAACUGAUUUUUCAGAUACAUUUAUUGGUUGUAUUAGAUACAAUAAAGUGCAAAAACACUUAACCCUUUGCGGUCCUAUGUCAGACCAGGUCCGACAUCAUCAAAAAGAUGUAAAGGAGAGGUCUCUUUUCU
Messenger RNA from Polyodon spathula (Mississippi paddlefish), 4594 nucleotides. It is a transcript of the gene cog5, whose product is annotated as component of oligomeric golgi complex 5. Gene Ontology annotation, cellular component: COG complex. The coding region runs from base 34 to 2478 and encodes 814 amino acids. The transcript is spliced from 22 exons. Gene Ontology annotation, biological process: intra-Golgi vesicle-mediated transport. The record is from RefSeq and is a predicted model, not a curated record. Lineage: Eukaryota; Metazoa; Chordata; Actinopteri; Acipenseriformes; Polyodontidae.